AUGGAUGAAUUUGAUGAGGUACUGAAACUGGAAGAACGGUUCUAUAAAGAAGGUUUCGAAGAAGGAAGGAGAGAGAACUUACAACAUAAUUAUAUAGAAGGUAAGCAGUUUGGGCUACAAGUUGGAUUUCAAAGGUUUAUAUUAAUAGGUCAAAUGUUAGGUAUAUGCAAUGUGUUGACUGCAAGAUAUUCAACUAAUGCUGCAUUAAUGAAGAGUGUCGAAUCUGUUCGUAAACUUAUUGAGUCAAUUAAGUUUGACAAUGAUGCUGAAAAUGUUGAGAAUUAUGAAGUGACUGUGGUGAAAUUAAAGAAUAAAUUUCGUAUAAUACUGCUGGCACUACAGAGACAACUCAAAGGGAAAAAACGAACCGAGGUAAUGAAUUAUGAUAAAGUGGAAGAGAUUACAAGAAUCAUAGCAGGUGAAGUAAUUGGAUUUAAUGAAGAUGAAGAUACCACUAAACAAUUUUUAGCACAAGAUAAAAAAACAGAAUGGUAA
This is a messenger RNA of Tetrapisispora phaffii CBS 4417, 495 nucleotides long. RefSeq names its product ribosome biosynthesis protein LTO1 (gene LTO1). Lineage: Eukaryota; Fungi; Ascomycota; Saccharomycetes; Saccharomycetales; Saccharomycetaceae. The record is from RefSeq and is a predicted model, not a curated record. Bases 1 to 495 code for a protein of 164 amino acids. The transcript has a single exon.